Messenger RNA from Astyanax mexicanus (Mexican tetra), 3138 nucleotides. It is a transcript of the gene npy2rl, whose product is annotated as neuropeptide Y receptor Y2, like. Gene Ontology annotation, biological process: G protein-coupled receptor signaling pathway. The coding region runs from base 283 to 1404 and encodes 373 amino acids. Gene Ontology annotation, cellular component: membrane. The transcript is spliced from 4 exons. NCBI's taxonomy places the organism in Eukaryota, Metazoa, Chordata, Actinopteri, Characiformes, Acestrorhamphidae. Gene Ontology annotation, molecular function: neuropeptide Y receptor activity. The record is from RefSeq and is a predicted model, not a curated record.
UGUUCCCGUUCUUAACCCCUCCUCCUCCUCUGCUCUGUGAGAGUGUAAGUUGUGAGAGAUGGGCUGCUCUCUCUCUCUCUCUCUCCGGCAGGGCGGCUGAAGCUGCAGCUGGUAAGUCUGUACAGUGUGUUUUCGGUGAGGAAGAGAGGGAAUUAAAGGAGUUAUAUAAUGAGGACGGGAUCUGUGGAAGAGACGGAAGAUCCGCCAAACCGUCACAUCCCUCCAGAGAUCACAGAGAGACACUACUGUCCUUCUACACAGAUCAACAUGAGGAUAUAACCGAUGGAUGGCAUCAAUGCAGCGAAUAGCUCUUUGAGAGCUGAGAUCCUGAGUAACAGCGUGGACUCUCCUGACACCGCUCUGACCCACUCUUUACUCGAGCUCGGGGACAGCACCAGACUGCUGGGGGUUCAGGUCAUCCUGAUCCUGGCCUACAGCACCAUCAUCCUGCUGGGUGUGGUGGGGAAUUCAGUGGUGAUUUAUGUGGUCUGCAGGUUUAAGACUCUCCGCACCGUCACCAACUUCUUCAUCGCUAACCUGGCGGUGGCAGACCUGCUGGUGAACACGCUGUGCCUCCCCUUCACGCUGGCGUACACCCUGCUGGGGGAGUGGAAGUUCGGACAGGUGCUCUGCUUCACGCUGCCGUACGCGCAGGGCCUGGCUGUGCACGUGUCCACCGUCACGCUUAACGUCAUCGCUCUGGAUCGUCACAGAUGCAUCGUUUAUCACCUGGAGACUCGGAUGUCGAAGGACACUUGUUUUCUCAUCAUCGCGAUCACCUGGGUGAUUAGUGCCGUGCUGGCCAGCCCUCUCGCCAUCUUCAGGGAGUACGGGAUGGUGGAGCUCUCUCCAGGUGAAUCUAUUGAAGUGUGUGGAGAGAAGUGGCCGGGGAGCAGCACAGACGGUACUCUGUACUCGAUCUCUAUGCUGCUGCUUCAGUAUGUGUUGCCGUUAGCCGUGAUCUCUUUUGCCUACAUCCGGAUAUGGAGUAAACUCCGUAACCACGUCGGCCCGGCAGAGCGCAAUGACCGCCACCGUCGCCGGCGCAAGACCACUAAAAUGCUGGUCACUAUGGUAGUGGUGUUUGCUGUGAGCUGGCUGCCCUUCCACGCCUUCCAGCUGGCUAUAGACAUCGACAGCAGUGUCCUGGUGAUGCGGGACUUCAGGCUUCUGUACACCGUUUUCCAUAUUGUGGCCAUGUGCUCAACAUUCGCCAACCCCAUUCUGUACGGGUGGAUGAAUCGUAACUACCGCAGUGCCUUCAUAGCCGUCUUUCGUUGCGAGCAGCGGCUUGAUUCGGUGCAUCCCAAGGGCCGAGACGCCGCAGCCGUCCGGAACAAGACCGUGAAGGCUCUAGAGGCUCAGGACGCUCUGGCUACUCACCUCAGUGCUACAGACGUCUGAGACCGUACUGCAGACUGAGGACUUCUGACCAGGAGCAAUCAACUGGUCUUCAUCUAACUGAAGUGGGGAGCUGUCUUACUCGUACUGAAUAUAUUAUACUGAUAUUAAAAAGGACUUUUAGUACGAAGACACCGAGGGAAUUUUAAAAGAGAAAGACUGUGUGUGCUCUUCCUGUGAAAACCACUCAGCUGGUUAAAAAUGGUCGUCCACUUUCACUGAAAAGGACAUCUAAUGAUAUCACACCCACUUCUGCUUAUCCCAGACCUCCAGUCCCUCAGAUUUAUACAGUGAUUGUAAAGUAUUUCAUGCAGCAUCAUCUGGGGCACUACUGACGCAAACAGCGGUGCACUUUGGGACGGUGUUUACAGCAAAUUAGCCCUCCUUCCAUUCCCACAUUACUGAUGCACACUUACUACAGUACAUACUAACAAGGGAGCACUCUGUGAGAGGACUCCACCACUGAAGAGAGAGAGAGAGAGAUGAUUCCCAGCACCAUAAUAGGAAUGUUUUAAAGAUAGCACAGCCUGUAUUUAUCACAUAACGCUUUCAACAAGUGAGAAAGCUGAAGGAAUGUUACUGAAUUCUUCUGUGUAAUUUAAUGCAUUUGCAUGAGCAGCGAGAGCAACUGAGGCACACAGACAAAUGUCACUGUAUUUAUCUAAAAUAUAUGCUUACGUGCUUUUUACUCUAUCCUGUGUCUCAUCUGCUGUGAAUUUAAAAUGCUACGACUCUACAAAGACAAAUCCUAUCAGCAAUCAAUAGAAAACAUUAAACUCCCCAUAUAUCCUAGUGCAUCUAGCAGAAAUACACUUUAUGAAAUAUACUUUAUUUCAGUAAUUCAGUUCAAAAUGUAAAACUCAUAUAUUAUAUAGAUGGAUUAAACACAGAGUGAUCUAUUUUAAGCAUUUAUUUAUUUUAUUGUUGAUGAUUGUGACUUACAGCCAAUGAAAACCCAAAAAUCAGAUCACAAGCAGAUCACUUUGUGUGUAUCUAUAUAAUAUAUGUUUCACAUUUUUAACAGAAUUACUGAAAUAAAGUAACUUUUCAAAGAUAUUCAGUUUUUUUAGAUGUUCCAGUACAAUAUACACAAGUAAUGUAUGCAGGGCAAAUGCUUGGGUAUCCCAGCAUAACAUAUAUAUUUACUGUUAAUAACAAAGCAAGUGAAAUAUUACCCGCUUAACAAAAGACACAAAGCUAAAAAUGAAGCAUUUUUUAUUGUUUUACAUGAGCAUACAUUUUUUUUAAUUCCAUCAUUUACAAUGUUAGAACACAACCCCAAUUCAGAUACUGGAAAGAGUAAAUGUAAAUAAAAACAGAAUCCAAUGAUUUGCUGAUCUAGUAGACCCAUAUUUUAUUCACAGUAGAACAUAGAAAACAUAUCAGAUAAAUAAAAGUGAAACAUUUUACCAUGUAUUCAUUUAGAACUUCCUGAUAAGUGGUAUUAAUAAUAAACAGCUGUAGUGGGAGAAAUUCCCAAUAACUAAAAAUAAUCUCAAUCUGUGGAAAAACUUCGGAUUUUCAGAAAAAUGUUCCAAAAAGAUUUUGAAUAUCCCACCAUCUACAAUAAUACAUAAGAUCAUCAGAAUAUUCAGGAAAUCUGUAAAAAUCCCUGGGUAGAAGGGUCAAGGCAGCACUACAUUAAACCCAGGCAUGAUCCCUGCAUGAACAAGACUGUUUUAAAUGAGCUUGGUGGUGUUUUCAGAUUGAGUUGAGACAAUAAUAUAUAUAUUAUUA